AUGAAGUUAUCGGCUGCUGAAAAAGUUGUUAGGUCUUGUGUUUCGCGGCUCUGCUUUCUUGGUUAUACGGCUGCAUACAGCGGCAGCAUGCACAGCGGCUUCGCUCACGUCCGCGUCAACAAACACGCCACCAAAGUUAGUAACAUCAACAACAGUGCCCAACUUAAUGGUAUCGAGCGGAACAACAACAUUAACAAUAACAUCAACAUUAUCAACAACAACAACAAUGAUAAUAGUAGCCUCACCAACAACAACGUCAGCCACAAAUUUGUGGAUAAUGAUGAAAAUUUAAAACACGCCCUGAAGCAGAUGGAUGAAUUAAUGGAAGAAACGAUGCUCCUGAACAGCGUGAAGAGGAGGAAAGUUUUGAGGUUGUCAACAUCUUCGCAAGCAUCAGCAACAUCUUUUUCUUCAUCUAAAAAGUGUUCAACAUCAGCGGUUACAACAUCUAGUAAAACAUCGUUGCCAGCAUCAGCAACAUUACCAACAACAGCUGUAACAUUGGAAUUGGAAUCUGGACGAGUUGAAGAAAUACUCAGUCGUCAUGAGGACUCGCUGAUGGAAAUGUUCAAGGAGUUGAAUGAAGAGGAAGAAGAUGUUGAUUAUGAUGACGAAAUAAAUAAAAAGAAUGAAAAUGGUGACGAAGGUGGGUUGAGAUUGUCGACGGUGGAGGAGAGCAUAGGUGAGAAGAUGGAUAAAGAAAAAUUAAUAUACCGUUUGAGGAUGAUAAUAAAUAAGAACGACAUCUCAUACAGAGCUCUUCGCGGAGCUAAACAAAAUGAUGAUGAAGAUGAUGAAGAAGAGGAGGAAGGCGAUGGUGACAGUUAUAACAACUUGAAACAAAAACCUAUGAAGAACCAGCAUGGGAAUAAAAGAGAUUCGACCAGUCAAGAGCAAGUUGCGAAAGAGUUUAACUACAUGGCAAUCACAAACGGCAGUAACAAAAGCAUCAAUAAUUACAACAAACCAAUCUCUAACAACAACAUCAAUGACAACAACAACAACAACAACAACAACAGCAACAACAUGAAUAUGGCUGCAGCAACAACAAAUGUUUCUUUCGUACCUCGUUGUAUGAGUACUGACAACUUACUCUCAAACAGAAUGAAUGAACUCCUCCUCACGUCGCCAUCAUCACCGUUGUCCUCAUCUUCUUCCUAUUUCGAUUGGCUGACCAAUCAGGUGAGGCAAAGAUCGCAAGAAGGUCACGUGGCCAACAAAUCAGGCAACCAACCAAUGAAAGGGCAGUGUUUGAGGGUGCGUUCUUUUCGAAGAUUCAAUGAAAGAGAAGGACUGAUAAGCUUCAUAAGAAGACGAUUCAAUAAGUAA
This is a messenger RNA of Helobdella robusta, 1329 nucleotides long. RefSeq lists its product as hypothetical. The coding region runs from base 1 to 1329 and encodes 442 amino acids. The transcript is spliced from 5 exons. The record is from RefSeq and is a predicted model, not a curated record. Lineage: Eukaryota; Metazoa; Annelida; Clitellata; Rhynchobdellida; Glossiphoniidae.